Molecule: messenger RNA, 378 nt
Organism: Telopea speciosissima
Lineage: Eukaryota; Viridiplantae; Streptophyta; Magnoliopsida; Proteales; Proteaceae
Exons: 1
Coding region: 1-378 (125 amino acids)
Source: RefSeq, a predicted model, not a curated record
AUGGCAAGAACAGAGUUCAGUUCUUCAUCAACCAUAUUCACAGACGAGCAAAAGAUGAAUAAAUAUGAGUAUAACUCAAAAGCCUCAAAUACUUUGCUGAGUGCUCUAUCACCUAAUGAGUACACCAGAGUCAUGAAUUGCAAGUCUGCAAAGGAGAUCUGGGACAAGCUUCAAAACUUCCAUGAUGGUGAUUCAAGGGUAAAAGAAUCAAAGCUUCUGGUUCACACAAAUGAGUUUGAUGCUCUAAAAAUGUCUGAAGGAGAGAAUAUUGAAUCAUAUAUAAGUAGAGUACUGAAGGUAGUUAACGCUAUCAGAGGACUAGAUAAAGAACUGACAAAUUCAGCUGUUGUGAAGAAGGUCUUGAGGACUCUACCAUAG